Molecule: messenger RNA, 222 nt
Organism: Adineta ricciae
Lineage: Eukaryota; Metazoa; Rotifera; Eurotatoria; Adinetida; Adinetidae
Source: the annotation of a GenBank genome assembly
AUGUUAAUUGCACCAUGGUUUUGUGAUAGCUGUGGAAGACAAAAUGGUAUGAUACGAUACCAAUGUCAACAUUGUCGAGGAGCAAAUACAUAUGAUUUAUGUGAACAAUGUAUUUUACAUGCAUCAACAAUACAUCCUUAUCAUAGAUUUCAAUUAGUACAAAACGCUGGGACUGGUACAUCAAAUUGGGUUGGACGAGAACGGACAGCCGUACUUUAUUAA